AUGCGGUCUGGCACCCUUUCCCUGUUACGUUGUCUCCCUUCACUUCUGAUUACUCUCUCGUCAUACUCUCUCGCUAUCGCCGAGUUCACCCCUGAUUACCACCCUCUUCAAGCGUUCAGAUCCGCCGCUGAUCCCAGCGGCGCCGCCCUGUACUCGUGGACUCCACGAACAGACCCCUGCUCGGGCACCUGGGCCGGAGUCGCCUGCCGGGGCGGCCGAGUCACCCGCAUUCUCCUGCAGGACCGCCAUCUCCAGGGCACCGUCGAUGACACUCUCACCUUCCUCCCCUAUCUCAGACUUCUCAAUCUCUCCCAUAACCGUCUCACCGGCGAGCUCCCAGACGGGUUCCUUCGUCUCCGUCGCCUUCGCCGCAUCGACCUCUCAGUGAACAACAUCUCCGGUCAUAUUCCUUCGGAGAUCGCUCGUCUUCCCCGCCUCCUUACCCUGCGACUGGAGAGAAAUCUCCUGACGGGGGAGAUACCGUCUUCUUUGGGAUCUUUCAGUGUGAUAGCCGACUUCAACGUAUCCGGCAACCGUCUGACCGGCGAGGUCCCCCGGGCUCUCUCCUCCUUCCCUGUCUCAUCCUUCUCCUCCAAUGAGAACCUCUGCGGGGAACCUCUCCUCCGGCGGUGCACCAACCAGACUGAGGGAAGGGAUCCUCUCGAGAAGAUCGACACAGAUCGGAGGAAAAGUUGCUGGAAGUGGAAGACGGUGGCGACGAUCGCCGCCAUCGUGGUUGCCGUAGUCUCCAUUCUCCUCAUCCUUCUGGCCGUGGUCUGCUGGAGGAAGAGAGGAAAGCCGGCUUGCAUCACGGAGGUAGAUCGUGAUGAUGCUAAGGCAAGUGUAGUAGGAGACGUAGUAGAGGAGAAGAGGGUCGUCCUCUUCGAAGGGUGCAGGCCUUUCACGGUGGACGAUCUCAUGAGGGGCUCAGCAGAGAUGCUGGGUCGGGGGGCUCUUGGGACGACGUACCGGGUAGUGAUGGAGGGGGACUCGGGAAGGGGAGUGGCGGUGAAACGAUUACGGAAGGUGAAGAAGGCCAGGGAGGACAGAGAAGGUACGGCGGCGAUGGAGAGGCUGCUGACGGAGAUCGGGGGCCUCCGCCACCCCAACGUGACGUCUCUGCGGGCCUACUACCACUCCGACGAUGAGCUUCUUUUGGUCUACGACUACCUCCCCAACGGCAGUCUCCAUUCCCUGCUCCACGGUCUGUAAUUACUCCACUCUAUCCACCGAUUUCAAUCAUUUGACUUUUGAAAUCAGCAAAGUUGACAUUUUUUUUGGGGGUCAGGGAACCGUGGGCCCGGGAGGAUUCCACUAUACUGGACGGCAAGGCUGAAGCUCGCACUGGGGGCAGCGGAAGGCCUCGCCUUCCUCCACCGCGCCUCCAAGCUCGCUCACCAGAAGCUCACCUCGUCCAACAUCCUCGUCGACGACGACGGCAACGCCUGCGUCGUUGAUUUCGCCCUCCUCCACCUCCUCGCCGCUCCGCCGCCGCCGCCGUCCUCCACGUCGAGGAAGACGUUGACCCACGAGUCUGACGUGUACGACUUCGGGAUUCUGCUGCUGGAGAUCCUGACGGGGAAACCGGCGGCAGAGGGAGAGGUAGACCUGCAGAAGAUGGUGAGGGAGGACUGGUCGUCGGAGCUGUUCGACGUGGAGCUGGUGGCCUGCAAAGAGGCGGAGGACGAGAUGGUGGGGCUGUUGCAGGUGGCCCUCCUCUGCGUAGCUCCCUCACCGGCUCAUCGCCCCACCAUGAGCAUCGUCUUCAAGAUGAUGGAGGAGAUCAAGGAGAGGGGGAGCAAGAGAACGAAGGGCUCCCCCUUCUCCCCCUCUUCCUCCAUUAACGACUCCUACUAUCUUGGUUCUUCCACCCCCGUCGUCUCCGAGGACACCGCCAGCGGGUGA
Spirodela intermedia is the source of this 1905-nucleotide messenger RNA. The record is from the annotation of a GenBank genome assembly. Lineage: Eukaryota; Viridiplantae; Streptophyta; Magnoliopsida; Alismatales; Araceae.